AUGGACCAGGACACGGGGGAGAGGCUGAACACACCAACUUUACAAGCUGAUGGUCAAGGUCCUUUAGACACACACAGGGACGGUCUCAUCGACGAUAAACCGGAUGUCCAAAGUGGGGAUAUUGGUCGUCAAACUGAGGCCCAAAGUGGGGACAUUGGUCAUCAAACUGAGGUACAAAGUGGGGACAUUGGCCAUCAAACUGAGGCCCAAAGUGGGGACAUUGGCCAUCAAACUGAGGCCCAAAGUGGGGACAUUGGUCAUCAAACUGAGGUACAAAGUGGGGACAUUGGCCAUCAAACUGAGGCCCAAAGUGGGGACAUUGGCCAUCAAACUGAGGUACAAAGUGGGGACAUUGGCCAUCAAACUGAGGCCCAAAGUGGGAACAUUGGUCAUCAAACUGAGGCCCAAAGUGGGAACAUUGGUCAUCAAACUGAGGCCCAAAGUGGGGACAUUGGUCAUCAAACUGAGGUACAAAGUGGGGACAUUGGCCAUCAAACUGAGGCCCAAAGUGGGGACAUUGGUCAUCAAACUGAGGUACAAAGUGGGGACAUUGGCCAUCAAACUGAGGCCCAAAGUGGGGACAUUGGCCAUCAAACUGAGGCCCAAAGUGGGGACAUUGGCCAUCAAACUGAGGACAUUGGCCAUCAAACUGAGACCCCCAGUGCAAGAGAUGAGGACAGUACAGCAGACGAGGGGAGCUAUGACGACACAGAUUCAGAUGACGAGGAAAGUGACGAAAGUGAUGAGAGUGAAGACGAGGGCAGCGGCGACAGUCAAGAGGUGGAUGAUGAUAAUACAAUGCCCGGCGAUGAAGAUGACCAUCACGACGACGGCGACACAACCGACGAGACGUUCGAGACGGACCAGGACGCGAUGGACGACGAGGAGUUAGAGAGGGCCUACAGGAAACAGCUGAUCGCCGUGCAGAUCGUCACGGACGACCCGCAGGAGACCUCCCUCGACCACAUCACCAUCGCCAACAGGAUCCUCGACCUCAGCAAAUCCCUGUCCGACUACGACCCCAACAACUACGACUACGUCAACGGCGUUGUGGUGCCGGAUGUCGAGUCAGACAUUGGCGACGCUGACUCCUGGGACUGGACAUUUCCUGACUCCAACGUAAACGAGCUUGACAUUCCGCCGGAGAGGAGGAACAAAAUCAGGCCAAGGAAAUCCAAGAGGACGACCACAGCGGCAGGUAACUCAUCCCAGGAGAAGACAACCCAUGCAGGAAAUACCGACGAACUGAAGUUGACGCCGGCGGAAGACGAAAUGGGUUUGAACCCAACAACCUUACAAGACAGAACCAGUUACUACGACACAAUUUAUCAGCAGCUUUUGGCAGCAUUUCUCUUGGAGCAAGAGCGCAUGAAAUUAAGCCGCGAAUCUUCCGCGGAGAACAUUGUGUAUUUCGAAGAUCCGGAUUCUUCCAAACUUCAGAGAAAAAAAUUAAAAUUUCUAAACCCAAACUCUAGCGUCGCUUCCAAAACAAAGGUCUUAACCCGAGACACGAGAGAAGACGGAUACAGAAAACAGGAAGUGGCGAAACAAAAACAUUCCCCAGAGGCCGUGAAGCAUUUCGAGCAGAGAAACGUCAAACGAAUCCUUUCUAAACUGUCCAAGAUUGAAGCUCACUUCAUUGGCUCUCCCAAACAACGCGACGCGGCCGUCAAGGCAACAGACAAACCUACAGACACAGUAACCGAGUCUUCUGAGGUCAUGUCGAAACCUGAAGGUAUGCUGAACUCGAGCUUAAAGCUCAACUCUGUGGCGGAGCGGAGAGCUUCUCUCGGAGAUACCCUGACGGAGCGACUGAUGCAGUGGCGGUGGGCCCGGGGACGGGCGUCCUCUAGGCCGGAUGUGUUGGGGAAAAGCAAGACCAAGGAGGAGCUUCAAGAUGAGGUCAACGCCUACCUGGCCAGCACACAACAACAGUUUGAAGAAAAGAAAGAUUUUCUGGCCAUUUUCCGUCACGCCGCUCGCCUGACGAUAAUCUUGUUGAGAGCUGUUGGAAUAAAGCCGCAAAAACCGGAAGUGGACAGCUACAACUUCCUGUCCUGGACAGUGGUCUAUGACGAGGUUCUGGGCAUUUCUCGUCUUAAUUACGACAGUGGUGCCUUGACCUUCGACCCACAAGUCUUCAAAGCGAAAAACGAAUCCACCAUCACAGAGGAAACAAAGGAGAUUCUCCGGUUGCCGGCAAGUCAAAGAACGGACGGUCACAUCCAUACAGCCAGGAUAUGUUUCAAGCAGGUGGCGCCCUCGUUUUCAGAGUUUCCCAUCCGUAUACAGGAGUCAAUGAUACGAGUCUGUACCUACGAGAGGUUUGAACCUGGUCGUGUCAUCAUUAGACAAGGUCACAGAGCUGAGAACUUCUACUUCAUCAUCUCUGGCUGUGCUGUCGUGACUGAGAUGGAUCUCAAUGCUAACCACGUACUAACCACCAAUGUUUUGGGAAAAGGAAACAGCUUUGGGGAGCUGGCGAUUCUGAACAUGGCCUUGAGAUCAGCCACCGUGACGUGUCGGGAGGAAGUUGAGUUGAUCUGGAUUGAACGUGAGGACUUCAUCGACAUCUUCAUGCGCGGGGUCAAAGGUCGGGAGGCGGAGCACAUCGCCUUCCUCAAGGGCGUUGACCUGCUGCAGGGUUGGCCUGUCAACCAGCUGCCUCAGGACAACCCCAAGAUCUGCGCCUUCACCUACGUCAGACGAGGUGUGACACUCUGCCGUGACAGCUGUAAGAGUGACUGGAUCUUUGUGAUCGUCUCAGGCUCCUGCAAGAUCCUCAAGGCUCUUUACAAUCAGCCGGACAAGACGGUGGAGACUCCUCAAUCCGUCAGUCUGGCUCCACUGGCUUCUGGUUUCUCGACCAUCUACACCAAGGGCGGCAACCGUGCAACUAACAUCAAGGGAAGUAACCCAUCACUUAGUCACACUGCUACAGGAAGAACCACAACUCGUGUCAGACGACAAGGAAUUGUCCAGAGACCACGUGACCUUGUGGCCACGAUACAUCUGCUCUCAGAUAGGACGGAAGAGAAAGUCUCUAUGUCAAGGUCACAGCAUCAAUUGGAGAUUGAAGAGCUUUAUUUCAGACGUCACGUUCUGCCGUCCAUACACACCAAGCCGAGCAGAGAGAUGCACGGAGACAUCAGGUCAACAUCCCGGGUGUCCCCACAGGUAGAGGCGCGACCCCCAGGCACGCCGUCUGGAACCUCCCCCACCAGCCUCCAGCUGCCCCCCAUCUCCCCCCUCUACAAGCCCAAACGCCAGUCCUACGGCCUCCACCCCCCGGCACUGCCACAGCUGGGGGUGGGGACGCAGAGUCAGCGUCAGAGAAAAUCCAGGAAGGUUUUCAUAGAAGUGGCGAGACUUGAGUCUGGUGCCACCUUUGGUCUGGAUCAGGUGGUGCUGGCUGGCAUGAGAAAGUUGACCUCUUGUAGUCUGGUGUCGGAUGGUGCUGAAGUGGUGCUGAUCAACAAAAAAUUCUUCAAGAAAUAUCUGACGGAGGAAACUCUCAAAACUAUUCGAGAAAAGAUUGUUCCACUGCCGAGCGAGAAGGUUCUCAAGCAAGACCUAGAGACGGUUAAAACCUGGCAAACCUUCAAGGCCCAGACGUUAGCAGAGUUUCACCGCUGGAGGAAUCAAAGAGCCACUGUGUCAAACGUAUUGAGGCAACACUAGCCAGUG
This is a messenger RNA of Physella acuta, 3687 nucleotides long. RefSeq lists its product as uncharacterized. Lineage: Eukaryota; Metazoa; Mollusca; Gastropoda; Physidae. The record is from RefSeq and is a predicted model, not a curated record.